Messenger RNA from Penicillium atrosanguineum, 1017 nucleotides. Its product is annotated as ankyrin repeat domain-containing protein. Gene Ontology annotation, biological process: regulation of DNA-templated transcription. Gene Ontology annotation, cellular component: nucleus. The coding region runs from base 1 to 1017 and encodes 338 amino acids. The record is from RefSeq and is a predicted model, not a curated record. NCBI's taxonomy places the organism in Eukaryota, Fungi, Ascomycota, Eurotiomycetes, Eurotiales, Aspergillaceae. The transcript is spliced from 3 exons. Gene Ontology annotation, molecular function: DNA-binding transcription factor activity; protein binding.
AUGGAACUCAGUCUACCGUCGACUACAACGAUCAGCGAACGUCGUCGUGCGCAGAACCGCAGUGCGCAACGCAGGUUUCGCCAACGGCGAGAGCAGCAGCAGCAGCAGUAUAACUCCCUGGUGUCGAUGCUAGGUAUUAGUCCUAUUGAGCAGUAUCCGACCAUGCAAGGCGCAACGGCUCCAUCCAUUCGGCCCGAGCCCUCCUCAUAUCCCAGCGAGCUAUCAUCACCACAAUCCUAUUUCACAGCACCCGAAUUCCAGGAUCCCAAUGUCUGCGAUCUGGAGCAAGUGGACCGAUAUUUAUCCCAUUGGACUACUGCUGUUGCGGAGGGAACCGGUCUCUUUGCAGAAGACUACAACACCCUGGCGAUAAGCGACAUGGCCUCCUCUGCCUCAUCGUCUGCAUCCUCCCUCUAUAGAUUCCCCUCCUCGUCCUUCCCAUCCACAACGAACACCACCCCUGACUGCCCGACCCCGCCUCCAGCAUAUCUCACUUCUCAAGCUCAUAAUGGCGAGUCUUUCCUCUCCCCUGACCAGAAAUACAUCGGCGUCCUCCACAUCGCCGCCCAAAAGGGCCACGACCGGAUCGUGCGCAUCCUCCUUCGCCACAACCAGCCCCGGCUCGACUGCAACGCCCCAGACAGCGAGGGCCGCACCCCGCUCAUGCACGCCGUCGUGGCGGGCCACGAGGCCGUCGUGCGGGCGCUGCUCGCGGCCGGGGCGCGCUGCGACCCGGUCGACCAUCUGCAGCGGUCAGUUCUGCAUCUCGCUGUCUUGUAUCGGCGGGAGCCGGUGUUGCGGAUGUUGCUGUGGGAGGUCUGUGGUGAGAUUGAGCUCGUGGUGGAGGAUAAGGAGGGCGAUGGGCGACGGGUUGGGACUCGUGGGAUGGAGCUGCUGGGGGCCUAUGAUGUCGAAGGGAACACCCCGUUGCAUCUGGCGGUCGUAGAGGGAUUCGAGGCCGGGGUGGUGAUGUUGCUGCGGAGUGGGUCGGAUCUGGAGGCUCAGGCGCGACGCUGA